Molecule: messenger RNA, 2118 nt
Organism: Pocillopora damicornis (cauliflower coral)
Lineage: Eukaryota; Metazoa; Cnidaria; Anthozoa; Scleractinia; Pocilloporidae
Product: phospholipase A2 A2-actitoxin-Cgg2a
Biological process (GO): arachidonate secretion; phospholipid metabolic process; lipid catabolic process
Molecular function (GO): phospholipid binding; calcium ion binding
Source: RefSeq, a predicted model, not a curated record
GGUUAGCAAAAUAUCUGGGGUGUGAAACGAUCAUCUGCUCCAGCUGAUUCAUUGACGUGAUAUUGAAAUAACAAAUAAUGAAACUAUCACUGCGUAGAUUGAUAAACUCUACAAGAGUUUGAAGAGUACAAAUCUAAGUGACCUUAAGAGAGCAGAUAACUUAUACCCUUCAUCGUCCAUAACGCGAGCGAAAUGACAGCUGGAGAAUUCAAAUUUCGUGCAAAAAUUGUCGAUAACCCGUGACGUUCGUGAUAAUCGGAUUUCUUGUCGUUUGCAUAACUCUAGUAUAGUAUUAUAAGGAGAAAAAAGGUGAGGACUCACUCUUUCAGCCUCUUUUUCCAUCGAAAAUAGCCUUGAAAUGUUUCAAGGAAAGUUUAUCGAUCUGCUUUACCUUAAUGAAGCGGUAAACCAUGAAGCAAAUCUCAAUAGAGAUAUUUGUAAUGAUAAAAAAACAAAUUUUUAAAAAUGAUGCUUCGGCUUCAUUUGUGGCGAGGCUAGGACCGGUCUCUUUACCCCAAAGGGCGCAUUUUCAACUGAUAGGAUUGGAAAAUUUUAUUGAGAGGGUUAUAUUCAGUAGCUUGAUAGAAGAAACAGUUGAAAAUCGUAGCUGACCGGCCAGCCUUUAAUCAAUAAGGAUCUGAAUAAUGUGAACCACCAACGAGAAGUAGAUUUCAUUUAAGUAUACGACUAGCAGUCAUGAAUAUUCGUGAUAAUUCCGUGCGAACACCUCGAGGGUCCCAAAUAAUGGAUGGCAAAAUUGUAAGAACUUAAAGGAAACAUUUGUGUUUCAGUAUAUUUUACUCAUCAAAUACUCAUUACAAAGUGCCAAUGAGAAGUCAUCAGUGGAAAUACGUGGCUGAAAGUAAAAGACACUUGAGUUCCUUAUCAACAAAAAUAUGAUUAUGUUUGCUGUAAAAGAGCACCAUUAUUAUUGCCAUUAAAAAAGUGAAUAAAUCAUAACAUUACAAACAGAACAUGUAACGUUUUUCAAAGUUAACUGAACCAAAUCUACUGUUUUUCACCCUCUGUGCUUUCUUUUAUGUGUCUUACGCUAAAACAUCUUUAAUCUGCUUCGUAAUUUCAUUUAAAAAAUGUGUUAUGGGUUUGAAACUGUUAUUACCACGUUAAGAUGUUUGAUUCACUUUUGUAGUAAGGUUAAGAAGGAACUUUAUGUUGUUUUCAUAUGGGACUAUGUGAGGAAACGAAGAGAGCUGUGUGCGCGUUCUCGUUGAGAAGACGAAAAAUUUAAUCUAAAAGGUAGCAAACAAUUUUCAGGCCACUUAAACUUCUAAAGUAUUUAAUUUUGGUGGAAAGUCCCCUCUAAAAUACGGCCUCCUCAAGUAAAGGCGCGGUGUUUCUUAUUUGUUUUUCCAUAGAAAUCAACCACCUGAAAAUUUGAAUUUCCAUCCCAGAUCACGCAUUCGUAAAAAGAAUAACAUAUAAAAGUAACGCGAAUUUAGUGAAAAAAGUGUCCUAGAUUUUUAAAAAUCAAACAAGCGUUCUCGCGAUUCCACAGAAAAAGAGUUAGAAAAUGAAGCGAUUAGUUUCCUUUCUUCACUGUUUCGCCAUUUUUCAAAUGACAAUGGCUGCAAGUCCUCUCGUUCAGGACAAAGAAGAGAUCUUGGCACUUAAAGAAAGUGCUGAUUCCCCCAUAACAUCCCCCAACUCUAGAAGUAUUUUGGGAUUCGGUCUGAUGAUAUUGUGCGGAGUCAAUAGAAACCCCCUCGACUACAAUGGUUACGGAUGCUACUGCGGACUCGGCGGAGAGGGAACACCAGUUGAUGAUGUAGACAGGUGUUGCCAAAUACACGAUGCCUGCUACAAUGCAGUGCAGAACUCGGGCAGUUGCCCGUUCGAUGUGGCAAUUUAUGUCAUGCCCUACAGUAGGAGAGGUUGUCUUGGAUGCGAGCCUGCUAGUUACUACUGGUUUUACGGCAAGUGUCGGAACGCUUUGUGCGAGUGUGACAGUGAGGCUGUCCAGUGUUUCAAGAGUGCUACGUUCAAUGAUGCUUACAAAGAUCAUCCACAAGAAAAAUGUUAAAAAUGCAAUGCCCGAGACAUUAAGUGAUUAUUCAAUGAAUUAAAAAAGAAAACCGCUAUUAAAAGAGUCUUAUCUUA